GUCAGCCGGCGUUUCAUGCUUCGCCCCCCCGGUGAGAGACACUGGUUCGACAUGUGUGAUAAAAACCUCUGCGGUAUUGAUGGCUGAUUUUAAUUUAUUAUUCGGUCUCUUAGUCGUCUCCAUUUUCUCUGUUCACAAAUGUGUGGAAAACAUCUUUCUAUCAUUUGCCCUUUCUUUUUGGUCAAAGAUUUAAUGCGUUUUCAAAAAAUGUGAGGAGAUAAUAUGAAAUUUUCCUCAUGUUUUCCAAAUGUAAUUUAUAAGGACUCGAGGCCUUAUAAAUUACUUGUGCGUUCAUGUGGAGUCGGUUGAAGGGUUUCACAAAGUUGUGUAGGAAAACCUGCUACCAAAGCACAUUGUAACUGUUUACCAGUGCACUAGGUGCCUUCCCUGUCACACCCAACAUAGUGGAUUGUGAGGGGGGAAAAUAGCAGUUAUACAUGAUCUCUUCACAAUUUCACAUCCAGGUGUUAAGGCCAGGGAGUGUACUUGACCCGCCGGGGCAGUAACAGUACAGCGUUAGCUAAUAAACAGGGCACAGCCACAGUCCACCUAAAGAUUGUCAUACUCCACUUUUGAAAUAUGUUCAAACCAAGCAUGAGUUUCAUGGCUGUCCGACACAUUCUUCAUUGCCGCAUAAAAACUCUGAUCUGAGGGAGCGUUAGUCAACGCAAAGAGAACCUGGGAGAGCAGCUGUUCCUCUGUCAACUGAAAAAAUAAACAAACACCCCCUGGCAUUUUUAAUUUCUUUUAUCAAAUCAUGAGGGCUGCAUCUUACACCCAGAAGAGCCUGCAGGUCAGCGGCUCCAGCGGCAGAGUGAGGGUUCAGAGCCCGUCACCUUCCCGGUGCCGCGGCUCCUCAUAUGACGACCGCGGACGCGCCGGUCACCGCAGCACCGCCGUCGAGGUGGGCACGCAGAUGCAUCAGCAGCAUGCCAACGAGAAAGAGGAGAUGCAGGAGCUCAACGUCAAGUUUGCGGGAUACAUCGACAAGGUCCAGGCGCUAGAGCAGAGGAACGCCGCUCUUCGAGCCGAGCUGGCGGCGCUGCAGAGCCGCUACAAGGGGAGCCCCACGGGCAUCGGAGAGGAGUAUGAGCUCAAGUUUAGAGAGGUGCGGGAGCUGAUUGAGACCCUGACCAACGAGAAGGGAGCAGCCGACGUUGAGCGAGGCUACAUCGAAGAAGAGGUCGAAGUGUGGCGGCUAAAGCUGGAGGAGGAGCUGGAGCUCAAAGCAGAGGCCGAGAUGAUCCUGAGGGAGUUUCGCCAGGAUGUUGACAGUGCCACGCUGCAGAAGGCGGAGCUGGAGAAACACAUAGAGCAACUGGUGGCCGAGCUCGAGUUCCUCAAAAAGCUGCACGAUGAGGAAGUGGCUGACCUCAUGAAGCAGAUUGAGGACGCAAAGAUCACCGCAGAGCUGGACGGCGAUCGGCCCGACCUGGCCGCUUAUUUGCGCACCAUGCGCGCCGAGAUAGAAUCGGUCGCCGCCCGCAACGUCCAGGAAGCUGAAAAAUGGUACAAGAGCAAGUUCGACACCCUCAAGGAGCACGCCGGCAAACACGAGGAUCAAAUGAAGACCAUGAAGGACGAGAUCACGACCUUCCACAGCCAAGUGUCUGAGAUGCAGAACCAGAUUGAUGGAAUGAAGGCUCGCAACGGAGCCCUGGAGCAGCAGCUGGACGACAUGGAGAUGUCCCACAUGGAUAAGGUGGGGAGCCUCCAGAGUGUCAUUGCUCAGUUAGAGGCCCAGCUAUGCGAAACCAAACUAGAGAUGACAAAGUAUCUCCAAGACUACCAGGAGCUGCUGCACAUUAAGCUCAAGCUGGAUGCCGAGAUCGCCACCUACAGGAAGCUGCUGGAAGGGGAGGAGCACAGGCUUGGGAUCGCCAAAGCUGUCUGACGCAGCAACAGAGAAGACGAGCAGAGAGUUACAGAGUGGAGAGAUCAGCUCAUACCCGAUUAAAUGACCAUGCCAUUUCACCCAUACUUUUCCCUCCUUAUUCCAGCGUGUGGGUCUUGUUUGAGAUUUUUCUCAAACGGGAACCGUUUUGAUGCAUAUUUGAGCUUCAGGACAGAUGUCAAAAUGACACUCAUCUUGGAACUUUACUUUGGAAAUUUGAACUUUUCGUUUCAACAAACAAGGGUGGUUUUUUAAUCUAAUGUAAAAAAACAAAUCUGUCUAAACACAUGUUUGUUUUAUGAGAACGGUGCCCCGAUGUUUUCAAACUGCCAAAAUAAUGAUUCAAAAACGUAAAACCUACCCUAGUGAGAUGCCCACCCUGUGAAUCAAAUGUCAGUUAGAAUUCUCUGAUCAAAAAUGAAGGAAACAAGAUUACCUGUCUGACAAAUCCAUCUCUCCGAAUAAGACUAAUAUUGGACACUCAGGCUGAGGACAAAUUCUGUCUUACCACCUUACUGUCCUUCCUGUACGUUACCCCAUCACCUUCCAUAUAACGUCUACUUUCCUCCCAGUCUGCCGUACAUUUUACAUAAUUUCGCAGCCCUAGCCUGCUACUUCCAGCCUUCCCGUGGAUCCUGUUUUAAAGCCUUCAGUUCUCUCGACUUUUUUCCCCCCUAAAACCUCCAUCUUCUGUUUGCCGCCGCGUCUUCUCUGAUUAAGCUUUAGGAUCCCGAAAACAGCAUUGUCCUGCUGUGACGUUUCACAUCUCAACCCAAACAAAGCAGUGUUUUGCUUUGUCUUCACAGUUCGCCACUGAUUAUUCAAAGUGUUUUGACAGGACUCAUUUAUUGACUAAUGUUGACCAAUUGUUACAUAAUACAUACUGCAAAAAGUAUAUAAUAAAGAUUGAAGUGAGUGCAUUCAAAAUAACUGAUCUUUUAU
Molecule: messenger RNA, 2836 nt
Organism: Pungitius pungitius (ninespine stickleback)
Lineage: Eukaryota; Metazoa; Chordata; Actinopteri; Perciformes; Gasterosteidae
Product: desmin-like
Exons: 1
Coding region: 758-1894 (378 amino acids)
Biological process (GO): intermediate filament organization
Cellular component (GO): intermediate filament; cytoplasm
Molecular function (GO): structural constituent of cytoskeleton
Source: RefSeq, a predicted model, not a curated record